AAUGUGAAACUGCAGUAUGAAUGGCCAAGAGCUGUUUUGAAAGUUCCAAGUUUGUAACGCUCUUGUCCACGUUGUAUAUGAGUGGUGCGGAGUGGAAGUCGAGUGUUUUUCCUUGCAAUAGGAUUGUUCAGGGCAGGUUUUCUCUUCAGUGAGCAUAGAGUGCAGAAAAUGAAAAAAAAAAAAAAAAAAAAAGAGGAGUGGAGCUGGAGCGGAGUGAUUACACAUAAUUUUGAACAGAACUUGACAACGUCUCCCUAUGAAGGUUUGAAAAGUGCAGUGUGAAGAUUCUUAAAAAAAAUUCUUCUUUCAUCUUUCAGAGCAAAUGGGUUUGAAACCACUUGAGGGGUGCGUGAGAUGAAAAAUUUCAGAGAGACCACCAGUGAGCAAAGCUCCAUUAACUCACUUGGAUCCAUGUACUGGCUGGGUCUGCUGCAUAUUAUAUAGAGGGCUUUGAAAUUCAACGUAAGUAUGGGUGGAGAGAAGCUGGUGGCUUGUCUGUUGGUCACUAUGUUAAGUUUGACACUAAUGAGGUCAGUUUAUGGUCAGCACAUGCCAGAAGAACCAUGCUCAGUCCAGAUCCUCGUCCCUGGACUCAAAGGUGAAGCAGGAGAGAAAGGAGAGAAAGGAGCACCUGGGAGACCUGGAAAAAUAGGACCACCUGGAGAGCCAGGUCUCCCCGGAGUCAAAGGCGAAAAAGGUAGUCCUGGGCGUUAUGGGAAGAUGGGUCCCUCUGGACUCAAAGGUUUAAAAGGUGAUAUGGGAGAUCCAGGACCCAAGGGCCCAGAUGGAGAGCCAGGCGUCCCCUGUGAGUGCACACCCUUACGGAAAAUGAUUGGUGAAAUAGAUAAUCAAGUGGCGCAAUUAACCAGUGAGCUGAAGUUCAUUAAAAAUGCACUGCCCUCCCCCGCAGCUGUCGCUGGCAUCAAAGAGACAGACAGCAAGGUCUAUCUGCUGGUGAAGGAGGAAAAACGCUACAGGGAUGCGGAGGUGUUUUGUCAGGGCCGAGGUGGACACCUGGCCAUGCCCAAGGAUGCGGCGGCUAACAGAGCCAUCGCUGGCUACGUCACUGAAGCCGGCCUCAGUAGAGUGUAUAUCGGCAUUAACGACCUGGAGCGAGAAGGCCACUUUGUGUAUGUGGAGCGUUCGCCCAUGACCACUUUCAGCAAGUGGAGGGAGGGCGAGCCAAACAACGCUUACGACAACGAGGACUGCGUCGAGAUGGUGUCUUCAGGCGAGUGGAUUGAUGUAGCUUGUCACCUCACCAUGUACUUUGUGUGUGAGUUUGACAAGGAUGCAGUAUGACUUCACUGAGCAUCUGUAGGGUGGAAAGCCAAAUACAAGUGUUUAAAAGGCUGAAAUUUCAAUGAAAAAGGUACAGCAUUUUACAUUUUAAGCAGUCACAGCAGUGUGACAUUUUAUGUAAAGCUGUUUAAAACAAAAUUAGUUAGGUUACACUUGAUUUCGAUGGUCCACUUUAGAUAUUCUACUAACUAUAAGUAACUUUGCAACUACAUGUCAACUAUCUCUCAUUAGAGUACUAGUAGACUGUUAGGUUAGGGUUAGGUGUUAGUGUUCGGGUUAGUAGAAUAAGUUGACAUGUAGUUGAUAGUCAAAAUACCAUCAAAAUAAAGUGUUAGCAGAAAUUAUGCAGAUAGUCUAAUGAGAGAUAACUGACAUGUAGUUGCAAAGAU
Messenger RNA from Ctenopharyngodon idella (grass carp), 1691 nucleotides. RefSeq names its product collectin sub-family member 11 (gene colec11). NCBI's taxonomy places the organism in Eukaryota, Metazoa, Chordata, Actinopteri, Cypriniformes, Xenocyprididae. The transcript is spliced from 9 exons. The record is from RefSeq and is a predicted model, not a curated record. Bases 469 to 1302 code for a protein of 277 amino acids.